AUGCCAGCAAGGACCCACAAUGACUCUGCCAAUGUCUCCUAUCAAGAGUUUCACCUCCUUGGCUUCCCUGGGCUCCAGGAAUCCCGGUUCCUGCUCUUCAUCCCCUUCUUCUGCCUCUACGUGAUGAUCGUUGCAGCCAACUCCCUCCUCAUCUACACGGUGAAGGUCGAGAGGAGCCUCCACUCCCCCAUGUACCUGCUCAUUGCUUUGCUCCUUGCCACCAACCUCUGUUGCACAACUACCGUCGUGCCUAGGAUGCUCCUGAGCUUCCUGUUCGAUGUCAGCCGCAUCUCCCUGACGGGCUGCCUGGUGCAGAUGUUCUUCCUCUACUUCUUCCUCAUGCUAGACUGCACCAUCCUGCUCAUGAUGGCUCUGGACCGGUACGUGGCUGUGUGCAACCCCCUGCGCUAUGCAGAUGUCAUGACCAACAAGCUGCUGAUCCAGCUGACGGCCAUGGCCCUGGUGAGGAGCGUCUCGUUCGUUAGCCCCGUGGUGAUCCUGGCCUCCCAGGUGCGGUACUGCCGCUCCAACAUCAUCCGGCACUUUGUGUGCGAGCACAUGGCCCUGAUUUGCUUGUCGUGUGGGGACGUCUCCAGGAACAAGAUUGUGGGGUUGACAAUGAGGUCCAUCACCAUCAUCUUUGACCUGGGUUUCCUCCUGAUGUCCUACAGCCGCAUAACUCAUGCGGCUCUGAAGAUGGCCUCUGGGAAUAUUCGGCACAAAGCCUUCCACACCUGCGGCACCCACCUCAUAGUCAUCCUCAUCUUCUAUUUCUCCAGCCUCUCCUCCUCAGUCGUGUAUCGAGUGGGGAAGUCUGUCUCCCAGGACAUGCACAACCUGAUAAGCGCGAUCUACCUGCUGGUGCCGUGCGCCGUGAACCCCAUCAUCUAUGGCCUGAGGACCAAGGAGGUCAGGCAACACCUCCUGAAACUGUUCAAGAGAAGAGGGUCUGUCUUCAUCCCCUUCAGAAAAGCAGCCCUGAACACGAAGGAGUAA
Alligator sinensis (Chinese alligator) is the source of this 996-nucleotide messenger RNA. Its product is annotated as olfactory receptor 52K1-like. Gene Ontology annotation, cellular component: membrane. The record is from RefSeq and is a predicted model, not a curated record. NCBI's taxonomy places the organism in Eukaryota, Metazoa, Chordata, Crocodylia, Alligatoridae. The coding region runs from base 1 to 996 and encodes 331 amino acids. The transcript has a single exon. Gene Ontology annotation, biological process: G protein-coupled receptor signaling pathway. Gene Ontology annotation, molecular function: G protein-coupled receptor activity; olfactory receptor activity.